Molecule: messenger RNA, 4913 nt
Organism: Vanessa tameamea
Lineage: Eukaryota; Metazoa; Arthropoda; Insecta; Lepidoptera; Nymphalidae
Gene: capu
Exons: 10
Coding region: 159-4658 (1499 amino acids)
Biological process (GO): cortical actin cytoskeleton organization
Cellular component (GO): cytoskeleton; cytoplasm
Molecular function (GO): actin filament binding
Source: RefSeq, a predicted model, not a curated record
AAAUAAAAGUAGAUACAAUGAAAGGCUGUGAAAUUUCACUAAGCUAGUAAAAUGAUAAAACCUGACAAAUAUUUUGCGCACAAUUGUAAUUUCCGAAACGCGGUGAAAUAUUUCAUUUGAUAGAUAUAUAUAUACGUAUAUUGUAUGUUUCAUAUAUAAUGGGUAAUACACAGGCAGGUGAAAAACAUACGAAAACCGGAAAGUCACCGGGGAAGGGGAAACAUUUCAUAAGAAAUUUAAACAGGAAAAGCUCAAAUAAGGAGAACAAGAAACAUGGUCGUAAAAAAAGUGUCGAUAAACGAGAGGCGGCUGAUAAAGAUUUUGAUAAAACAUCUGAAUCUGAUAACAAUGAGACUAUUGAGGCAUUCGAUAACGAUAUGGUCGAGUGCGUGUUCAAAACAUCGGCAAGGGACGAGAGGGGCGUGGAAAGAUUGAGUGUGCAGUCAGAGGUAACGGUGACCAGGUGCGAGUCGCAGCGGGCGGAGCGGUCACCGACCCGCGACCAGUUGCCCGCCGCCGUUGUCUCGCCCGCGGAUCCAUCCUCCUCCGACUCAGUAUUUACGGAUCCCUUAACGCCGCUCGCCGUCGAGCUCAACCAGUGUUACUACUCCGCAGAAAGUGACAGUGCACACGACGAACUUCCGCACACACUCACGCCAUCUUACUUUGAUGCGCCCGCGCAUAUCGGUCCUGCAUCGACUGAAACUCGUCCCUCCGUAACGGAAAUGUUACACGAUGACACCGCUUCACUACUAUCAACAAAUGAGAUGAUGGAAAAAGAAAUAAAAAGUGACGUCUCUGACAUUAGUGACAGAAACGAUAAUUCAAAGGUUAUGGGAGCUAUAUUAUCAAAGUCAACGGAGCAACCCUUAGAAAAGGAGAAUGAAUGCAACCAUGAUUUUCUCGAAAACCGGUUAAAAGCUAGUCCGGGGCAAACAUCGUUUACGAUAUCCAGGCAUCGAAAAGUAGAACUUCCUCCUGUUGCCGCCGAUUCUUCACUUAACAUUUUAGACAACGAAGACUGUCGCCAUUCGAGUGUGAGCGACGUGCCGAUGUCAGACUCAAAUGUGCUACGAAAAGUCGCUUCACUCACCCUCGACAAACACACAGAGACAAAAGUUGUACGCCCCAAGUUUGUACCCGAAAAGUUAGAUUUUCAAAUUUAUGAAAAAUUUGAAGGUCAGAUGCUUCUCAACUGGUUUCUUUCUUCUGUAUCGGAAGAUAGUCAUUUAAAAAACCUAAUAAGUUCUCAAGAUCUGAAAAUACUUGGUAUCCAAUACUGCACCCAUCUUCUAGCUGCGGGUGUGCUCAGGCAAAUAUCUGAUAAAGAUGCACCCACUGAGAACAUUUUUAAGCCUAACUUAAUGUAUUACUGGUCACAUAUGGAGUUGCCAGCAUCACAACCAGUCACUCCAGGAAGACUAGACAUGUCUUCCUGGCCUCCCGAAAAUCAACAAAAAGGUCUAAAUCAAUUUACCGAUAUUUGUCUUGUAGAAAAUCAAUAUAAUAACCAAAAUAAUGAGGACAUUAGUGACAUAGUUGAAGCAAAACUUGUGAUUUCUGAACUUAAAAAAAAACUACAUCAACUAGAAUAUGAACUAGAAAAUUACAAGCUAAAUAAAGAGUUUGGAGUCAUAAACAAAAAUUUACAAAAUUCUUUCAUGUCAAUACCAGAAAACUUAUCAUGUAGGGACAAAACAGAAUUCAUCAAUAGAGAGGUACAAACCAACGCUACUAAUGAAAAUAAUAGGCAUACUAAUAAACCUGUGAUAAAUACCUCUAAAGAUAAUAAUCUUUUAAGGGCAAGUGUAAAUAUGGAUUCUAACAUAGGUUUAAGUAGAAUAGGUAACAAAAGUGAUUUAAUUUAUAAUGAAGAUAAAGGAGCAAAACUUGACUCAAGAUCUGAAAAAAUAGAGAAUUAUUGCAAACUGAAUAAAUGUCGGGAACCUACUGAUUUACAUAGGAAUGAUGAAAUUGGUUGUAUAGAAACUGACAAUAUAAUAAAUGGUGAAAAUGCAAAAGAAAUAUCUACUAAGGAUUUAAACUACCUCAUGGAAUCUUUAGAGGGACCCAAAGUUAAUGUUGCAAGUGAAAGUUUAUCUGAGGUUUCCUUUUUAAGUUCAGUUUCUGAAUUUAUCAACAACAAAACUGACAUAUCUUCAAAUUUAGUUGAACAAGACAACGAAAUCAAUAACUUGAGUAUUGUUAAAAUUGACAAUAAGUGUAGUGAUACAUCUCAUCAGAUACCAAAGUAUACAUUUACAGAACAUACAAUGUUACCUGAAAAAGAUAAAGAAUCACCAUCAGAUAUAAUUUCAACUCAAGCAUGUUUUGUUAAUAAUGUGUGUCCAUCAGACAUUAAUUUAUGUCAACCUGUACCUCCUCCACCCCCACCGCUUCCUGGAAUGUCACCGUCUCCACCCCCUAUGCCUGGAACAAUUAAUAUUUCAGAUGAUAUUUUAGAGACACAUAGUAUUGUAAAAACUUCUUUGAAUGGAAUGGAAUCUACAACUUUAGAAUCUAAAACAUUGUCUCCUCUGGAGAAUAGAAGUUUAUAUGAAAGUUCUACUUUAGACCCAAGCUUAGAAUAUUUAAGAGAAAAAAAAUCAACAGUCGAAACAAUAGAAACUGCUGAACAUUCAUUACCUAACAUGGUAGAACAAGAUAAUUCAAAAAAUAAAACAACACCUCUUUCAUCACUUGGAAAGACACAGCCAAUAUCUGACAAGGUUUCAUUGGCAACAUCACCAACAAAGUCAAAACCUGUAUCUAGUACGGUUCCAUCACCAUUGCCUUUAAGCAGCAUAGGUCUUCCACCGCCCCCUCUACCUAGUAUGGCUCCACCACCACCGCCUCUACCGGGUAUGGGUCCCCCACCGCCGCCUCUAUCUGGUAUGGCUCCGCCACCACCACCUCUACCGGGUAUGGGUCCCCCACCGCCGCCUCUAUCUGGUAUGGCUCCGCCACCACCGCCUUUACCGGGCAUGGCUCCACCCCCACCGCCUUUACCGGGCAUGGGUCCGCCACCACCGCCUUUACCUGGCAUGGGUCCCCCACCACCGCCUCUACCCGGUAUGGGUCCGCCACCACCUCCACUUCCUGGAAUGGGUCCGCCACCGCCGCCACUGCCUGGAAUGGGUCCGCCUCCUCCUCCUUUAUCUGGUUUAUUACCAUCUGGACCAACUACACCUGGCAUUCCUUCCACACCAUCAAAUACAACAGCAGGACCACUUCCAUUUCCAGCUCCUCCAGCUGGAGGAUGGAAUAUGCAAAGAGCAACACUAAGAAAAACGCCUAUAAAGCCUGCAGCACCUAUGAAACCUUUAUAUUGGACACGAAUUUUGGCAGCUCCUGUACUGCCAAUGUGUCAAGGUGAGGUGUCAGAAUCAACAGGAAUGAAACCAUUAUGGCUAGAAAUCGAAGAAGCAAAAUUAGACAAUAUUGAUGAAUUCACAGAUCUGUUCUCUCGACAAGUGGUCAAAGCACCUGUGAAGAAAAAAGUUGAAGUGAAAACAAAGAAAAUACAGCCAAUAAAAAUUUUAGAUAGCAAAAGAUCUCAAAAUGUCGGUAUACUAGCUCAGAGUUUACACGUUGAAUUCUCGGAAAUAGAAAAUGCUAUAUACAACUUUGAUACAUCAGUAGUCAGCUUAGAAGCGUUACAACAGAUAUAUGAAUUGCGAGCAUCUGAAGAAGAAUUGUUCUUAAUUAAGGAACAUAUGAAAAAUAAACCGGAUAUACCAUUGGAUAAACCUGAAGCAUUUUUGUAUGAAUUAUCUGGAAUUCACAAUUUCGCUGAAAGGAUCUCGUGUUUUACAUUCCAGGCAGAAUUCGAUGACGCCGUUAAUACAAUAAUGCACAAAUUAGAUAAUUUAAAACACACAUGUGAGUUUCUCAUGACUAGUGAAUCUCUGAAGCAGUUGUUUGCUAUAAUUUUGGCAGUCGGUAAUUAUAUGAAUGGUGGAAAUUGUCAAAGAGGCCAAGCUGAUGGAUUUGGUCUGGAGAUACUUUCGAAACUAAAAGACGUGAAGUCGAAGCAGUCGAACGUGACACUGCUGCACUUCAUCGUGCGCACGUACAUGCGAGCGUGCGGCGGCGCGCUGGCCAGCACGUGCGCACUGCCCGUGCCCGAGCCCGGGGACGUGCGCCGCGCCGCCGCGCUCGACUUCGCCGACGUCGCCGACAACCUCGCCGCGCUGCGCAAGAAUCUCGAUGAAUGCAGAGACAAAAUGGAAAAAGUGAUAGAGGCGUAUGCAUUGCAAAAAGAUGACGACGAGAAUGGAUAUGGAGAAAAUGCAAAAAGACUUGAGGUUUUUAAAGACAAAAUGACUACAUUCCUUAAUACAGCCGAAGAAAAACUGAAGACUGAAAAUGAGAAUAUGUGCGAAUGUCGGAAUAAGUUUAUAGCAACUGUAAAAUUUUAUCAAUAUUCUCCUAGAUGUGGCAAACUAGACGACUGCGAGCCAAAAGAGUUCUUUUCGCUGUGGACUACUUUUUGUAGUGAUUUUAAAGAUAUAUAUAAAAAAGAGGAACAAAUAGCUAUAAAAGAAAAGCUAAAAGAAACAAAAAAACUUCAGUGUGAAAGGCGAGCAAACACUCAACCAAAAAAAGAAGGUGGACUAAAAUCUCGUCUCCAGAAAUUAUCUAGUGCUCGAAAAUAAAUCUAAAUUAAUUCAAUAUCCAUAAAAUAUAAUGUUUAAUAUUAAUAACGAAUAUAGCUUUAUCCACUGGGAUCUGACAUAUGGUUACAUUUUCUCUGUUUAAAAAUUAAGAAUUUAUAACAAUUGUGAAUUUAAUGAAUCAUUAAUAUGAUGGAAUAUUUUUUUGUAGCCUAUUUAAACAUCUUGGUGAGGAUUUUCUGCAAGAUUCAAAAUUCGGAAUUUAAAGAUAGCUUAGUUACGACAAACUGAUCAUUU